This is a messenger RNA of Manduca sexta (tobacco hornworm), 1035 nucleotides long. RefSeq names its product fibroin light chain-like (gene Fib-l). Gene Ontology annotation, cellular component: extracellular region. The coding region runs from base 20 to 787 and encodes 255 amino acids. The record is from RefSeq and is a predicted model, not a curated record. The transcript is spliced from 7 exons. NCBI's taxonomy places the organism in Eukaryota, Metazoa, Arthropoda, Insecta, Lepidoptera, Sphingidae.
UCAAAAUAGGACCAUUAAAAUGAAGCCUAUCGUACUGGUGCUAUUCGUUGCCGCGGGCGCUUUUGCCGCUCCAUCGGUUGUUCUCAACGAAUACAGUGAAAACGAACUGCCUCGCUCUAACUCUCUGACCGAACGCGCCUUCGGUCUGAUCGAUGGCGGCGAUGUCAACAUCCACAUCCUGAACCUACAAGCAGUUCUCAAGGACCUUUCUGAACGUGACCCGCGCAGCCAGGCCCUCGCGUUUGGACAAACCCUUGGAGUCCUCGUUGAUCUUGCUACUGGCAUCCCUGGCGACUCCUGCGCAUCUGCUGCUUUGAUCAACGCUUACGCAGCAGGCGUUAAGAGCGGUAACUUCUCCGGUUUCCGUUCAGUGCUGUACAACUUCGUCCGUCAGCUGGCCAGCAACCUGAAGCUCAUCGUCAAGCUGGCUUCCAAUCCGGCUUCCGUCCGCUUCUCUACUGGACCCUCUGGAGGCUGCUUAGGAUCAGGCAGAUCUUACCAAUUCGAAGCUGCCUGGGACGCCAUCUUAUCCAGCUCAUCUUCGAGCCUCGUCCAUGAACAAUACUGCACAGCCAAACGCCUUUACUACGCGUUUAACAGUCGUAGCAACAACGUAGGAGCUACCAUCACCGCCCUGUCGCUGCCACCAGUAGCCCAGGUGCUGGAAGCAGCUGGAGAAUCCACAUCUAACUUAUUGAGAGCUGUCGCUAGCGGGUACGACGCAUCUGCUGCCGCCGCCUCAGCCAACAAAGCACUUCUGCGGGCAGUCGAAAGAAUUCAAUUAUAAACAAACAUAUCAAUAAAAUAUAUAUGAAUGUUAAACAAAUAUUCUUUUUAGCUCCAUAUAACAAAAUAUGUAUUAGUUUUGGUAUUCUAAAUAAUAUUUACACAUUUAGACUUAUUCUAAUUGCGACAACAUAAAAUUUUAAAUGUAUAUAAUUAUAUCAUUAUUGUACUUUACAAGGAUAUAACGACCUGACUUUCAUUUCGGUAAAGAUUAUAUAAAUAAAGAUGUAUCCGGUUUUCUAUUGAAAA